GUAGUAAUCAAUGUUGAAACACGAGCUCGGCGCUCUGUUUGAGUGAGUUCAGAGCAUAUUUCAGCGUGCCUGAUAUCCAGCUUUGUAUACAUUAUACGUCAAUAAUUAUGGCUGAAAUAACAUUAACUAAAAGCAAAUUUAAGAAAUUAUCUACUAAGGAAGAAUUGCAAACUUUGACAAAAGAGGACUUAAUAGAUAGAAUUUUACAACUAGAGGCACACAAUUUACAAUUAAAAAAUAUACUGAAUAAGCACUUGCAAGAUGGAACUCAGAAAAAAUCACAAUCAAGUAGGAGUGGUAAAGAGUUUGACUUUUCAAAGACCUACAAUCGACAUAUUCUUUUGAAGUUUUAUUACCUUGGCUGGUCCUAUCAGGGAUUUGCAGUUCAAGAAGACACAAUAAACACAAUUGAGCAUCACAUAUUUACAGCACUUACAAAAAGUUGCUUAAUCAAGAACCGAGAAGAAUCAAAUUAUCAUCGCUGUGGUAGAACAGACAAAGGUGUCAGUGCUUUCUCUCAAGUCAUCUCCCUGGACAUUCGAAGUAAACUGAAACCAGACAAACAAAAUGAUCUCAAAGAAGAGUUACCAUACUGCAAAAUAUUGAACAGAUUAUUACCCCAAAAUAUUAGAUGCAUAAGCUGGGCCCCAGCUGCUGAUGAUUUUUCUGCAAGAUUUAAUUGCAAACAGCGCACUUACAAAUAUUUUUUCCCAAGAGGAAAAUUGAACAUCGAUGAUAUGAAUGCGGCAACAAAAUACAUUAUUGGCACUCAUGAUUUUAGAAAUAUAUGUAAGAUGGAUGUUGCGAAUGGAGUGGUGUCUUUCAUCAGAGCUAUUUCAAAUGCUGAAAUCUCGUUAUGCGCCAAAGAUUCGAAAUACAGUGAUAUUUCAGGCUAUGACAUCUAUCAGCUCACUAUAACUGGGCAAGCAUUUCUGUGGCAUCAAAUUCGAUGCAUUAUGGGCAUCUUGCUGUUGAUAGGCCAGGGUGACGAAAAACCAGAAAUAAUUUUGGAUCUAUUGGAUAUUAAAAAAGUGCCUAGAAAACCUCAGUACAACCUGGCACACGAAGUUCCCUUAAACUUGUUUCAUACUCAUUUUGAAAUUGAAGAUUGGUUCGUCGAUCAAGACGAAAUGAUUCAAGUUAUAAAAACUUUACAAUCUGACUGGGCAUUAAACGUAAUUAAGACUGCAAUGACUAGGGAAAUGCUAGUAGACUUACAAACCAAACGUACAAGUGCUACUGAGAUAAACUCUCAAUGCGACUGCUUGCUGCAAGGUGUGAAAUCCAAGACUUACCAGCCUUUAUUACAGCGAACAACUUGUGAAACCCUUGAAAACAGAAUUGAACAUUACGUAAAGAAGAGGAGACUGGAAGUAAAACACACUGAAUCGGCCGAUAGUAUAGGGUCGAUUUCGUAGAAUAAUAAGAGUAGAAUAAAAAUAUUUCUAAUCCACAAUAUUGAGUAUUUCGAGUAAUUUUCAUAUCUCAUGUUUAUAGAGUAUUUUUAUUUUACGAAUAUUAAAUAUUUAUAUCUUACGGAAA
Messenger RNA from Athalia rosae (coleseed sawfly), 1542 nucleotides. Its product is annotated as tRNA pseudouridine(38/39) synthase. The transcript has 6 exons. Gene Ontology annotation, biological process: tRNA pseudouridine synthesis; mRNA pseudouridine synthesis. Bases 108 to 1418 code for a protein of 436 amino acids. Gene Ontology annotation, cellular component: nucleus; cytoplasm. Gene Ontology annotation, molecular function: pseudouridine synthase activity; RNA binding. NCBI's taxonomy places the organism in Eukaryota, Metazoa, Arthropoda, Insecta, Hymenoptera, Athaliidae. The record is from RefSeq and is a predicted model, not a curated record.